Messenger RNA from Erigeron canadensis, 3017 nucleotides. RefSeq lists its product as uncharacterized. The transcript has 6 exons. The coding region runs from base 341 to 2926 and encodes 861 amino acids. NCBI's taxonomy places the organism in Eukaryota, Viridiplantae, Streptophyta, Magnoliopsida, Asterales, Asteraceae. The record is from RefSeq and is a predicted model, not a curated record.
CGGAGAGAGAGAGAGAGAGCGUAGGAGGAGGAGGGGGGCAUGUUUUCUCUUCUCCAUUUCCAAGUCCCUAAACAUUCAUUAUUUUAUCUUUUAUUUCCUUUCAUUCAUUUUCAAACACACAGAGAGAAACAAAACACACACACACUCUCUCUCUUACUCGUGAGCUUUAAAUCUUUCAAAACCCCAUAACCAAGAUCUUGGGCCUUUUUGCCAAUGCAUUAAAAGCACCAAACACACACAUCCACACACACACACACACUGUGAUCUCACCCCUAAUUUCUCUCAAGUGGAUAUAUGUUUUUUUGAGGAUUUUUUAUAUCGAUAACAUAUAUAUGAGAAAAUGGAGGUUGAGAAGGCAAGUUCAAAAGGAGGAUUUCUUCAGUUGUUUGAUUGGAAUGUCAAAUCUCGAAAGAAACUCUUUUCGAAUAAACCAGAAAGUUCGAUUCAAGGAAAAGAGAAUUUACAUAAUAUGGCUUUAUCUAGGAUGCAACAGAUGAAGAAGUUACACGAGAGUAUCGAUGAUGGUCCAAGUCUGACGGGAAGUGAUUGGGCAUCUUCGUCUAUGAGUAACGAUGAUGCAAGUGGAACCAAAGCACCUGGGGUCGUUGCUAGACUUAUGGGAUUAGAUUCUUUGCCAACUUUAGAUGCCACUUCUAAUCCCGGGUUUACUUCGUUUACUGACUCUCAUUCUUUUAGGCAUUCGCAUAUUACAAACGAUUUUGAAGACGAACAUGAUUCUAUGGACUAUGGUAUGCGAAAUAAGCUCGAUGGUUUUUCGAGGAACCCAGUACAAGAUAGAUUGCGGAAGCUGCAAAAUCGACCAAUUGAGAGAUUCCAGUCUGAAGUAUUACCUCCUAGAUCGGCUAAAUCUGUACCUAUUACCCACCACAGAAUGUUAUCUCCUAUUAAGAGUCCAGGGUUUAUACUGUCCCGAAAUGCAGCAUAUAUAAUGGAAGAAGCUUCAAGGAUAAUCGGGCAGAGUCCCCAGUCAAAUCUUAAUGGAAGUAGGAGUUCUUCAAUCCCCCUUAGAAUCCGGGAUCUAAAAGAUAAGAUGGAAGCUGCACAGAGAUCAUCAUCAUCUGAAGCACAACAACAAAGACCCAAAACGUAUAGCCCUGUCAAAUCUCAGCAGCCUCGUGACAAGCGUCAAUGUCGCUCUGAGAUUGUGAUUCUAAAGCAUGGCGUUGCAGGAAGUUUGAAGAACAAGAAUAAAUCUAUUUCACCUGCUACUCCAGUGAAAAUGAAUGUUCAAAAAGCAGAGGGAACCACUUCAAGAAACAGUAGGAAUGCCAUGAAUCAGAAAGAUGAUGGAGUCAAGUCUGUCCAACUGGAUAAUAGACAAAGAAAUACUCCCAAAAAGGUGCCGAAUAGAUCAACAACAGGAAGGAUCUCCUCUCAGGUGCUCACCCACAACAAUCAGAAACAAAACUGUGCAUCGUAUAAGGACCGCACAAAUUUGAAACCUAGAGUUCCAUACCAACAUGACAGGAAAACAACUUCCACAAAUGAUUCCUGUAGGGAUGUCAAGACAUCCAAGAAGACUGUUGAAAAAUCGGUGGUUGGGGCCAGAAAGGCUCAGUUAGCGACGACAUCUGGAACGGGAAAAGAAUCAUUUUCUACAACAAAGAAAUUUUCUGGAAAGAAAAGGCCAACAGAAGGAGAUAAUAUCUUCGAUCGGGCUACUACUAAUAAUGUACUAAUCCAGGAAAAAGAAAGAUCUGUGAAGUGUAAUAUAACAAUAGAUGGAUCUUCCAAUUGGGAGCCUGUAGACAGGAAAAAUGGCAUGGAUGUUGUCUCUUUUACCUUCACGUCCCCUAUCAAGAAACCAGUGUCUGAAUCUGAGUCUUCUUCUGGUCAGUCAGGAGCUAAGAGUCGAGGUGUUUGUCUUAAGUUUCAGGAUGAUGUUGAUACAGGGGAUUCACAGUUCCCUUCGUUUGGGACACCUGUUAUUGACAGUGAUGCUUUGAGUGUUCUUUUGGAACAGAAACUAAGGGAACUAUCUUCUUUAGUUCAGACGACAGAGUGUGACAUUGUCAAAGGAAGUUCUACUCUAAGUUCUGCUUCUGAAAUGCCAGGUUCCCUUAUGCAGAAGGACAAGAGUGUCAUACAACAUGAUUCGGAUGUCUCCUCUUUGAUUGAACAUACACCGCUUAAAGUCAAUAUGGAGUGGCAGGGUGUUCAAGUGACAGAAUGUGAAACCAGCAGUGAAAACUAUGAAAGUGGAAUGAAACAUCAGUACCAGAAUCCUUGUACAAGCCCAAGUCUAGAACCCUCUUUAUCAGAUGAUAGUUGUGUCACAUCGAACAGCCUAAUAACCCUAACCAGUGACGGGAACAAACAAUAUAUGUCCGCAAGAAACAUGGAACUUUUUGCAGAAGAGAUAGAACUGCAAGAUUCUGCCACCUCUUUUCCCAGCACCAUAUUUAAUUUCACAUCCAUGGCAAGAUGGUCAUCACAAUGGCAGUUGGAGUACAUCAGAGAAGUGCUUAACUAUGCCGUAGAUGAUUUUGCUUUUAGCCAAACCCAAAAGGUCAUAAAUGUUAAUUUAUUUGAUCAACUUGAGAGUCAAAAUAAAUACAUGGGCCCAUUCAUGAAACUACAAAGGAAGGCUUUAUUUGAUUGCGUGAGCCUGUGUUUGGAAGCUAGAUAUGAACGUGCCUUCAGUGGAAGCUACGAAGAAUGGGCAAAAUGGUCGAUGAUGUUCAAAAAAAAGAAUUUAUUGGCAGCUGAAAUAGAGAUGGAGAUACGUAGUUGGACAAACAUGGAAGAUUUGGAUGUAGAUGAGGUUGUGGAAAAGGAUAUGAGUAGCGGGAAUGGGAAAUGGUUGGAUUUUAAAGUUGAAGCUUUAGAAGAAGGCGUUGUGAUUGAAACCGAUAUCUUGACAUUAUUGAUGGAUGAAAUAGUAGCUGAUUUUUUAUCUUGUUAAAAAUGUGUUGCAUUUUAUUUAGUUCCUGAUUUCUUAACUAAACUAUGAUAAAACAAUAGUUUGGCUCAUUAACAAUGUGUUUAGAUGGUUA